Molecule: messenger RNA, 1203 nt
Organism: Alternaria atra
Lineage: Eukaryota; Fungi; Ascomycota; Dothideomycetes; Pleosporales; Pleosporaceae
Exons: 1
Coding region: 1-1203 (400 amino acids)
Biological process (GO): carbohydrate metabolic process
Molecular function (GO): hydrolase activity, hydrolyzing O-glycosyl compounds
Source: RefSeq, a predicted model, not a curated record
AUGGCGCAACAACUGCAGCCAACAUGGCCUCAACAGAGACCUGCAUACAACGACACGAUCCUCACCAUCACAAGCAGCAGCUGUGCAGAUCCGUACGUACUCUGGGACAAGGGCACAUACUAUAUGACCUUCACCUGCGGCGGCCACAUCGAGAUCUGGUCUGCAGACUCCCUCUUCGAUUUUGAAAAGAAGUGCAAAAAGAACGUAAUCUGGCGUCCCCCACCAGACCAGCCCUACUCCGCCGACUUAUGGGCGCCUGAACUGCACUCGAUCCAUGGUCGGUGGUAUGUAUACUUCGCGGCUGACGACCCAAAGCAUGGGAAUAAGUCGCAUCGCAUGUUUGUCCUUGCCGGACCACCAUCAGAGGAGGACCCUCUCGAGCCAAGCAAAUGGAACUUCUUCGGCCGUCUAGGUGGUCUACCUGAGGAGCAAUGGGCAAUCGACGGUACAGUCGUUACGCUCGGCGGUUCCAUGCUUUUCGUCUACUCGGGCUGGCCCCUGGGUACGCACGCGGAUGAAUCGCGCCAAGAAAUCUUCAUUAUCGAGAUGAUGUCGCCGACAGAAUGUACGGGACAUCCCAUCCGCAUCAGCACACCAGACCUGCAGUUUGAGUUCUCUGGUAGCAGCGGCAUCAACGAGGGCCCGCAGUUUCUCUGCUCACCAGACGGUCGUUGGAUGGGCCUUGUGUACAGUUGCGCGGGAAGCUGGACACACGAGUACAAGAUGAACAUCCUGUACUACACUGGCGGUCACCCUCUAGAUCCACAUUCAUGGGCCAAGUCUAACAAGCCCCUUUUAAAAGCUGCUCGCGAUGACUCUCCACCCUACGGCCCAGGUCACGGAAAUUUUGUCCUAGUCAACGGUCCCGGCGGUCCAGAGGUCUGGGGCGUCUUCCACGCUACCGAUGCCAAAACUGGAUGGGAAGGCCGCAAAGCUCGCAUCAUGCGCGUGGGAUGGGGCCAAGGAGGCCCAUUUAUGGGUUCUGGCGAAUGUGGACGAUGCUGUGGCGAGAUUGAGCAUUUCAUCCAAGGGUGUCCUGGAGGUGCUUGUGGAGGCAAAGGUCAUUGUGGUGGUGCUGGGGGUGCGGGCGGAGGUUUCAUGGAGCCGGGACACCAGGGUGGUAACUCAACGGAUGAUAUCAAGCGGGAGGUCAAGAAUCUGAUCAAGGGUGGGAAGGGUCUCGUUAGCAAGUUUCUCAAGUAA